AUGAAUUCAUCAUCCAAACGACAAUUACCAAAUGUAAACUCGGAAUCAACUGAAAAGAUUCGUCAUUUAAAUACAGCAUUAAUUAAUACAGAAAAUAAUUUACGACAUGCACAACAAAAUUUUGAAUUAUUAAAACAAAUUCAACAACCAGCAUCAACAUCUUUAUUAGAUACAUUUCGUAAUAAUGCUAGUACUAAUGAUGGACUUCUUUCAACGAGUGACUCACAUUAUGAUCAAGAACAAACAACAAUAGGUUCACGACGUACAACAACAUCAUCAUCGAAUCAUCAACGAAGUAAUAGUAAUAAAGGUGUUCGUUUUAAUGAUGAUGUUAUUGGACGUUCAUUACAUAAUUUUAAUAAUGAAUUACAAUCAUUAUCAAAUGAACAUGGAAGACUUAAACAUGAAAUAAGUAAAACAACAUCAACAAAACAUCAACAACAAAAAGAAUCAUUAGAUUUAAAUGACAGUGAUGAUGGUGAUAUAAAUGACUCAUUUCUCUCGAAACAAGAUCCAUUGGUUGAAGAGAUCGUUCAAUCACGUCUUGAUCGACGUUUACAAGAAAUCGAACGUGAAAUAAAACGUGAUAAAGAUCAACAACCACAAGGAGAUAUUCGUGUACUUAUAAAUGAACUUCAAUCACAACGAAAUUUAACAACACCAAUUCAUAAUGAAGAGGAUAAAAUUUUGCAAGCUCGACUUUUACUUGCUGAAUCAAAUAAACAAAUGUAUGAAUCUCAGUUACAAAAUACUAGAAGACAAUUAGAAGAAAGUGAAAUUAAUAAAAGUUUAUUAGCACAACAGGUAGCACAACUUAAAGAUCAAUUAAUUAGAACUGAUUUAGGACGUGAUAAACAAAGAGAUGAAGAAUUAUCAUUAUCAGUCAAUCGACGGCGAAGAACAGAACAAGAUCGUCUUCAAUUAGAAAAUGAUUAUUUAAUUCAACAACAAAUGAUGCUUUCAAAAUCGACAACAUUAAAUGAAAUGGUUACAUUUAAAAAAGAACUUGAGAAAAGUGAACGUCAACGUGAACAACUUUCUGAUCAUUUACAGGUCUUAACGAAAAAAUGUGAUGAUAAAGAAAGAGUUGUUGCAAAAAUAUUACUUGAAUUAAAAGAAAUAACAGAAAAUUGUGAUACAUAUGAACAACAAAAUACAAAAUUACAACGUGAUUUAACAUUAGCUUUAGAAAAAUUAGAAGAAAUGACACAAGAAGCUGAACGUUAUGCACAAGAAGCAUUAAAUACUCAAAAACAAUUAGCUGAAUCCGAACAACAACGAGAAGAAUUAAAAAUUCAAGCACAAGAAACAAUUAAACAAUGGAAAGCAAAAGUUAAAAAACUUGAAAAAGAUGUUGAUCGACAUAAAUUUGGUUCAACACAAAUGUUAGAACGGAAUGAACAAUUAGUUAAAGAUACAGAAAAUAUUAAAACACACAAUCUUACUUUACGUGAACAAAUUACAAGACUUGAAACAGAUUUAAAUGAUGCAAAUACAAAAUAUAAUCGAUUAGAAGAACAUUUCAAACGAAAUGAAAAUGAUCUUGUUCAAAUUCGUUCGAAUCGUUCAACACAAGAAGCAGAAAUAGCAACACUUAAAAGUUCAGUUAAUGAACUUGAAAGUCAAUUAUCUAUUUAUCGUCAACGUUAUUCACAAAUUGAUAAAGAAAAACAAAAUAUUCAACAAUUAUUACAAGAAGAAAUCAAUCAUCGAAAUAAUAUUGAUUCAAAAUUAAAACAAGCUGAACAAGAUAUUGACACACUUAAUGUAUCUCGUUCUCAACUUCAACAACAUAUUAUUGAAUCGGAAAAUGAACGCAUGGAUUUCGUACAAAAAAUAAAAGAAAUUGAAUUCGAACGAGAUUCAUUAUCUAUUCAAUAUCAUUCUAUUUCAAAAACAUUUAAUGAUGAAAAAACAAAAUUUCAAACAAAACUUGCAUCAAAUGAAAGUGAUUAUGAAGAAAUGAAACGUAAGUUAGAAACAGUCAAAAUGGAAUAUUUACGUAGUAUGAAGACAUUUCAAGUUGAUUAUAAAAAUAAAAUUGAAACACUUAAAUUACAAUUAUCUGAUGAAAAAGCUCGAAUAGGAAUUUUUCAAAGACAUGAAAUUGAACAUAAAAAAGAUAUUGAAAGACUUCAAGAAAAAGCAACAAAAUAUGAAGAUGAAGCAACACAAGCACAAUAUACAAUUGAAACAAUAUCAAGAGAAUUGAAAGAAAAGUCUCGAUUAAUUGAUGAAUUAGAAUCAAAACUUAUAAAAUUAACAGUUGAUACAACAAAUGAAAAAAAUGAAAUUAUUAAAAAGGAAAAAGAUUUUCAAAAUUCACUUCAUACAGUUUAUAAUGAUAUUAUCUAUUGUACAGAAUGUUUAUCAAAUGAUUCUGAAGAACCAUUUAUUAUUGAUUCACCAACUAGUUCUCGUGAUGAUAUUGAAACAUGGUUAAGUAAAGUUAAAGCUCGUCUUGCUUGGCUUAAACAAGAAUUAGAAAUUCGUCAACAACAAGAAAAUAAAGUUCGUCAUGAUUUAAAUAGUGCUUUACUUGAUAGUGAUGCUGAUAGAAAAUAUUUUGCAGCAGAAUUAGCUAAACGAGAAGUUAUUAUUGAUGAUUUAUCACGUGAAAAAUAUAAUUAUCAAGAUUUUGAAAGAGAAUCAUCGGAUAAACUUAAAUUAUUAAAAAAUCAACUUGUAAAAGUAGAAGGACAUUCAUUGAAAGAACUUGAACGUACAAAACAAUUACAAGUAAUUGAAAUGCAAAUUGAAUAUGAAAAAAGACGAGCUUUAACUGAAGAUGAAAAAGAUCGUAUCAAUGAACGAUAUCGACAAUUUCAAACAAUGAUUGAUUCAGUUAAACAAGAAUUACAUACAGCAAAAGUUCAACUGUCGACUAAAACCUUAUAA
Molecule: messenger RNA, 2898 nt
Organism: Rotaria sordida
Lineage: Eukaryota; Metazoa; Rotifera; Eurotatoria; Philodinida; Philodinidae
Source: the annotation of a GenBank genome assembly